Molecule: messenger RNA, 1206 nt
Organism: Symbiodinium natans
Lineage: Eukaryota; Dinophyceae; Suessiales; Symbiodiniaceae
Source: the annotation of a GenBank genome assembly
AUGGGCAAGGAGGCGAAGGAACUGCCGAAGCUGGCCGAGCUCUAUGAGAAGUUAAGCGCUGAGCAACGAAGCAGCUUGUCGAAGGCCGUGACAGAGAAGCUGCAGACCAUGAUCGGUGGCUAUGGAGAGCUUGGGGUUCUUGUUGAGUACAUCUCCGUGAUGCUGCAGUCCAGCAGACCUCCGGAGGCCAUCAAAACCGAGCUUGAGGCCUUCCUGCAAGAUCAGAGUGGGCCCUUCACCAACUGGCUCUGUGAGAAGCUUCAGAAGAUGGUCAAGGAAGGCAACGAAGGCUCCAAGCGGCGCCGUCGUGAGAAGCGGGAAGAUGGCAAGGAGAAGACCAAGGACCCCACCAAGGACGCUGAGAAGAAGGCCAAGAAGGAGAAGAAGGCCCAAGCGGCUCAAGCGGCGGCCCAGGCAGCGGCGACCCCGACGAAUGUGGCGGCAGCUCCUGCCAGAAGCCGCUCGCGGAAGCGACGGCGGCGGGCAGCCACCGCCAGCACCCCGGUGACAGUCACGACACCUGUGGCGAACCAGGCAGAUCGCAAGGCCAAGCUCACCCCAAAUGUCGACUACAUGCACGAGGGACGACCUCCAAAAAGCGAUGGUCGAGAAGGGCCUGCUCCAGGAGGGGACACAUGGGACACUCGCUGGUCAUUCCGAGCCCCUGGGGGGCAACCGAGCCAUGAUCCUGCAGCCUCGCCAUACCAGGGAAGCGGCCCGAGCUACCCGGCUUCUCGCUUUCAGCCGCCUCAUGCAGCCACGCAGGCUCCACAAUACUUCACUCCCAAGAAAUGGAAAGUGGUCCGUGGCAACACUGUGGUGCGAAAGAGUGAGAGGCUGGACAGCGAGGAAGUUCAGAAGUUGCAGGAAGGAGAAAUUGUUGAGCAGGUGGCACCAGCCUUCACGACCGAGAAUGGCAUCAUCCGUGUUCAGAUCCGACACCCGUCAUCCCCGCUGUUCCCAAAACCCAUCGGUUGGGUUACCCAGGACGCCACCGCAGCCGGUGGCCCCAAGUUUCUGGAGCCUGGCCCUGAGCCCAUGCAGCGGGCACAGCCGCAUUCCCAGCCAGCCACGACGCCGGGAUGGAGGCCCCCUCCUUCACCCCAUUGGGGUGCCUGGCGUCCCAGACCAGGCGUGCCUCCACCGCGACCUGCCGCCAACUACGCCCGGCCAGGCUUCCAGAACCUCACCUGGACCCCCAGCUGA